AGAAGUGAGCAUUUUUCGCGCUGGUCGGCCUCACAGUUUGAGUUACCCGCAAAAGCCUUUUGAUUCCACUUGAAUGAAAUCCUCCGAUUUCCAGGAUGGAUUAUAAGAGCACUUUUUCCCAUUGACGACCGAGUGGACGUCCGGCAGAGAGUGUACAAGCUGUUGAAUGAAAUGGACAGCAAAGGGAGCUCCCUGCCAUCGAUGCCCGAACCAGCCAACCCCGUAAGCAUGAAGCAGCCGCCCGAGUCCCUCGCCGUGCACAAAGCUCGGGGGGACAUGAGUGUGGACCCGUCAAUGCUAAUGGACCAAGCCGCCGCCCAGCUGGCCGCCACUUUGCAGGACAGCGUGCUCCAGAAGAUGUCCAACCACACUCACAAUAACCACGGCCACGAGACGCUCAAAGACCUCACCUCCCUCGUCCUCAACGGGGACCAGGACGCCAUACCCAAGCUGUGCGCUGCAGAGACGCCCAUCCUUAAAGGUGCCGAAUCCCCGCCUUCCAGUGGCACCCACCAGCUCACCUGCAGUCCGCACGGCGAGCCGGAACUGAAGGUAACCAUACCCCAGGUGGUCCAGGCACCAGUCUUGGAGCCGUGCUCCGCCGGCGGGACCAGUUUGUCUGCCGGUGUUGAAGGUACGAUGUCUGCACCAGAGCAAAGACAGGAAGAAAAGAGGGGUAGGGGGAGGCCUUCCAACCCUAAACCUCAACCCAGACCAGGUUCCUCUGGCGCACUUGAAGAGACACUCGGCUUUGAUCCUGUUUGCAAGGCAGGAGAUGAGCCUGCUGUCAUCUGUCAGUCAUUAGCGGACACCCCAAAAGUGUUUCCAAUGCAGAGAAGAUUCUCUGUAGGUGAUGUGGUUUGGACUAAGGUGUCAGGAUACCCCUGGUGGCCCUGCAUCGUGACCACAGACCCUGAAUUCAACCAUCACUUCAAACUCAACGGUAAAAGUAGAUCAGGCCUCACUUACCAUGUACAAUAUUUUGGAGAUGCCCCAGAGAGGGGCUACAUUUUUGAGAAAAACAUGGUGUCCUUUGCUGGGGAGGACCAGUACCAAGAGCUCAGCCUGCACAACAACCAGCCGGCAUCCUGUGUCAUCCACAAAAAGACGCUUCAGUCGGUGCCCCGUAUGCUGCGGCCUCAGUGGAAGAUGGGCGUGAUCCAGGCCACAGAGGCCCUUGUCAUGACGCUAGAUGACCGCUUAGCCACCUUUACCUUUGUGUACGAUGACAGCGGUCCUCACCUAAAUCCCUGCAUCCUGGACAAGCUGAAGCCAGAACCAGGUAUGGAGGCAGAGACCCGCUUGCUGCUGGGCUCAUUGGCCCAGCUCACAGCAGCCUCCCAGUCCAGAGACGGCACUUUCAUGGGGACCAACACGCAAACGACCGCGGUUAAGCAAGGAGAAUGGCUUGAUGGACUGCAAACACUCCCACAGGAUCACAUGGUGCUAGGAUCAGUCGUACAUCUCAAGAAGAAGCGAAGGCCCAGACAACCUCAACCCCGUUUACAGACGAACAGGAGGAGGAAACCAGCCAACAGAACCAAAGUGGCAGAUGGUUCACUUUCAGGUUCAGCUCCAGCAAAGAGAAGAUCGAAGCAGAUAAGGACAACUGCGUUAGACGUGAACAAAAAUCAGCAGCCCAAAAGGAGGCGAAAAAAUUCCACGUCAGAGGGAGCUGAUGAGAAGCCGAAGAAGAGGAGGAGGAAGAUUGACAAAGAAGUAAAAACGUCUAACGUGCCUCUUGCAGACGUCCACGAAGCAGAGAAACAAAAGCGGCAGAGAAAGCGAGUGCAGAAUGGAGAUAAUCCCAGCGAAGUCUCAAAGGCAAAAAAGAGGCGCUUGUCACUGUGCCCUGAACUUGAGGGCUCUGGAAGUGAAGGAUGUCCUGAUUCUCCAAGUGACAGCCUGGACGGGAUGAAGAAGUGCGAUCGCAAGAAGGAGUUUGUUUGCCAGGUGUGUGAGCAGGCCGGCGAGGACCUGUUGCCGUGUGAAGGCCAGUGCUGUGGGAUGUUUCAUGUCCGCUGCCUGAGUGAAAACUUCAAAGCAGACGACAAGCUUGUGUGUCAGGAGUGCAGCACACGUGCCCACUCGUGUUUCACGUGUAAGCGCUCAGACGGCGAGGUGCGUCGCUGCCACGUGGCCAACUGUGGCAAAUUUUACCAUGAAGCGUGUGCCCGCCUCAGCCCCCUCACUGUGUUCGACAACAAGGGCUUCCGCUGCCCGCUGCACACCUGCCUCAGCUGCCACUAUGGCUGCAGCACGCAGCACAAGUCCACUAAAGGGCGGCUGAUGCGUUGCCUGCGCUGCCCCGUCGCCUACCACGUCGGCGAUUUGUGCGUCGCCGCAGGCAGCGAGAUGGUCACCAACACGGCCAUCGUCUGCACCAACCACUUCCACGCCAAGAAAGGCUACAGCCACCACAGUCACGUCAAUGUCAGCUGGUGCUUUGUCUGCUCCAAAGGAGGGCAGCUGCUGUGCUGUGAGUCUUGUCCCGCCGCUUUCCACCCUGACUGCCUGAACAUCGCCAUGCCUGAUGGGAGCUGGUUCUGCAACGACUGCCGGGCUGGCAAGAAGCCCAAAUACAGAGACAUCAUCUGGGUCAAACUGGGAACUUACAGAUGGUGGCCUGCGGAGAUCCAGCAUCCCAGAAACAUCCCCACCAACAUCCAGCACCUUCGCCACGAGAUCGGAGAGUUCCCCGUCUUCUUCUUUGGCUCGAAAGACUAUUUCUGGACCCAUCAGGGACGGGUGUUUCCCUACAUGGAGGGCGACAGAGGCAGCAAGUACCAUAAGACCGGCAUCGGGAAAGUCUUUAAGACUGCUCUGAUGGAGGCUGAAGCUCGAUUCAAGAGUAUGAAAAUGAAGCUGGAGGCCAAGGAAGCCCAGGCCCAAAACCGCAAGCCGCCGCCGUACAAGUCCAUCAAGGUCAACAAACCCGUGGGCAAGGUCCAGGUCUACGCCGCCGAUAUCGCCGAGAUCCCCAAGUGUAACUGCAAGCCGUCGGUGGACCGGCCCUGCGGCUUCGAGUCCGAGUGUUUGAACCGCAUGCUGCAGUACGAGUGCCACCCCCAGGUGUGUCCAAGCGGGCAGCGCUGCUGUAACCAGGACUUCACCAAACGCCGCUACCCCGAGACCAAGAUCAUCAAGACCCCCGGCAAGGGCUGGGGCUUGAUCUCACUGCGGGACAUCAAGAAGGGCGAGUUUGUCAACGAGUACAUCGGCGAGCUGGUAGACGAGGACGAAUGCAGGGCGAGGAUCAAGUACGCGCAUGAGAACAACAUCACAGACUUCUACAUGCUCACCAUCGACAAGGACCGAAUCAUCGACGCCGGUCCGAAAGGAAACUACUCUCGCUUCAUGAACCACAGCUGUCAGCCUAACUGCGAGACGCAGAAGUGGACCGUCAACGGCGACACGCGAGUCGGCUUGUUCGCCGUCUGCGAUAUCCCAUCAGGAACCGAGCUGACCUUCAACUACAACUUGGACUGUCUGGGCAACGAGAAGACGGUGUGUCGCUGCGGCGCUCCCAACUGCAGCGGCUUCCUGGGAGAUCGACCCAAGAACUCAAGCGGCGCAGCGACCGAGCCCAAAGGCAAGAGGCUGAAGCGCAAGUGCAGGAAGAGGCGAGCGGAGGGCAAGAAGUCGGACGACGAGUGUUUCCGCUGCGGCGACGGAGGCCAGCUGGUGAUCUGCGGCAAGAAGACGUGCACCAAGGCGUUCCACCUGUCCUGCCUCAACCUCUCCAAGAGGCCCUUCGGUCGCUGGGAUUGUCCGUGGCACCACUGCGACGUCUGCGGCAAGAACUCUGACGCCUUUUGCCAGCUGUGCCCCAACUCCUUCUGCAAGGUCCACCAGGAGGGGGCGCUACGCCCGUGUCCACCCACGGCCCAACUGUGCUGCAUGGAGCACGAUGAGCAGGAGGCACGCCUCAAGCUGGACCAGGCCGCCGCCAUCCUGUCCACCAAGGCCGGCAGGGCGCGCGUCGGCGAGGGGAAGGGCAAGCGCUCCAGGAGGAAAGCGGCCGAAGCCUAAGUGACCUUCCAGAAAACUCCAUGGAAUGAAAAAAAGUCUUCGUCCAACUUCUUCAGGUUCUUCUUUUUCUUCCUGCACUGAACUAACUUCCUGUGGCGACGCUGCAGACAACAAACCUCCACCAAAAGGCCUUUUUCUUUUUUUUAACGUCAUAAAGUCAAGGUGCUGCCAUCUUGGA
This is a messenger RNA of Nerophis lumbriciformis (worm pipefish), 4210 nucleotides long. RefSeq names its product nuclear receptor binding SET domain protein 2 (gene nsd2). NCBI's taxonomy places the organism in Eukaryota, Metazoa, Chordata, Actinopteri, Syngnathiformes, Syngnathidae. Gene Ontology annotation, cellular component: nucleus. Gene Ontology annotation, molecular function: histone methyltransferase activity; protein binding. The record is from RefSeq and is a predicted model, not a curated record.